This is a messenger RNA of Colletotrichum fioriniae, 1032 nucleotides long. The record is from RefSeq and is a predicted model, not a curated record. Lineage: Eukaryota; Fungi; Ascomycota; Sordariomycetes; Glomerellales; Glomerellaceae.
AUGCCCUCCCUCAAAUCCCUCCUCCUCCUCGGCGCAAGCCUGGCCGCGACCUCGGUCCAGGCUUCGCCCAUCCAGUCACUCGACUUCAGCGGCACCUCCCUCGCGCCCCGCGCUGACCCGAGUCUGACGGGCUAUCUCGGUGCCUUCUUCCUCGGCGCGGACCCUUACGUGUACUUGUACCUCUCCAACGGCAACAACCCGACCUCGUUCCGCGCGCUCAACUCUGGCUCGCCCGUGAUUCGGCCGACCAAGGGAACGGGCGGUGUGCGUGACCCUGCUAUCGUUGUCGGUGGUGGCGCGGAGAAGGGGAAGAAGUGGUAUAUCGUCGGUACGGACUUGGAUAUCGCAAAGAGACAGGGGUCCAAGGGCAUCUUCGUCUGGGAGAGCACGGAUCUCGUCAACUGGAGCAACGAGAGACUCGUUGUUGUCGAGAACUCUAGCGCCGGCAUGGUGUGGGCUCCCGAAGCCAUAUGGGAUGCUGCCAAGGGCCAGUACCUCGUCCACUGGGCCUCCAAGUUUUACCCCGCCUCGGACCCGAACCACACCGGCAGUCCCGGCGCCAUCGUGAUCCGCUACGCCUACACCUCGGACUUCAAGACCUUCUCCACCCCGCAGACCUACAUCGACAAGUCCCCCACCAACAUCAUCGACCUCAACAUCCUCCCCACCGGCACGGACGGCAAGUCCUUUGUGCGCUUCCUCAAGGACGAGUCCCUCAAGACCGUCUUCGUCGAGGUCUCCACCACGGGUCUGUUCGGUACCUGGACCCGUCCCGGCGGCAGCUCCGCUGUUAUUGCGAGCGGCGUCGAGGGUCCCGCGUCGUACUGGGAUAACCAGGUUGCGGGCAAGGCGCAUGUUUUGCUUGAUUUCUAUGGUGACGAUGGGUACAGACCCUAUGAGACGACGAAUGUGGCGAGUAACUCGGGAUGGACUGCUAGUUCGAGGACUGGAUUCCCUAGUGGGUUGAGACAUGGUGGUGUUUUGCCUGUGAACCAGACUGUUUACGAUGCUUUGGGAAAGCGCUGGGGUUGA